ACUCACAUGGGAAUGCUGAACCAGCUGCACAACUUUUAUUUUGAAGAAAAAAAAAAGUUGAGCCUCAGAGCAGCAUGUUUUAAAGACGGGGAGGGACUUAGUAUUUCAGAACUCUUGACCAGCGUGUGGAAGAAGUGGGCUCAUGGCUGGAAUAACCUAGGGUGUUUCUACCUGGGCAACACUUGGCAAACUUUCCCACUUUCUUUGUUCUAUUUCUGAGGGUCUGGCACUUUUCUCUUGCCCAGAUCAACUUGACUCUCCAGUACUGUUUUGCACACCCUACUCUGUGGGGGAGUGCAGCAACGUGCCUGUCUUAUGUGGCCUCUAUGGCCACAUUGCUCAGCUGCCAGAGAGAGAGGAAGUUUUCCCCAACUACCAAAAAAAAAGGAGAAAAAUCCCUCUUUUCCCUGUACUCCUAGCAGUACAGUAGCAAAGGAUAAUCUCCUCCUUGGAUUUUUUGGGGUGGUUUCCAGGAAGAAGUUAACUUUCCCCCUUUAAAUGGAUGACCAUGUUACCAUCAAGAAAAAACAUCUCCAAAGACCGAUAUUUCGACUAAGAUGCUUAGUAAAACAGCUGGAAAAAGGUGAUAUCAAUGUUGUGGACUUAAAGAAGAAUAUUGAAUAUGCAGCAUCUGUGUUGGAAGCUGUUUACAUUGAUGAAACGAGGAAACUGUUGGACACUGAAGAUGAACUCUCUGACAUCCAGAUUGAUUCAGUCCCAUCAGAAGUACGGGAUUGGUUGGCUUCUACUUUCACACGGAAAAUGGGGAUGACAAAGAGGAAACCUGAAGAAAAACCAAAAUUCCGUAGCAUUGUGCAUGCUGUCCAGGCUGGAAUUUUUGUGGAUAGGAUGUACAGACGGAGUUCCAGCAUAUCUGGUUUAGUUUAUCCAGCAGCUGUCAUUAUAACAUUAAAGGAUGUAGAUAAAUGGUCAUUUGAUGUAUUUGCCCUAAAUGAUGCAAGUGGAGAGCACAGUCUGAAAUUUAUGAUGUAUGAACUGUUCACCAGAUAUGAUCUUAUCAACCGCUUCAAGAUUCCUGUUCCUUGUCUAAUUUCCUUUGCGGAAGCCUUAGAAGUUGGUUACAGCAAGCACAAAAAUCCAUAUCAUAAUUUGAUUCAUGCAGCAGAUGUCACUCAAACUGUGCAUUACAUAUUGCUUCAUACAGGUCUCAUGCACUGGCUCAAUGAACUGGAAAUUUUAGCGAUGGUCUUUGCAGCUGCCAUCCAUGAUUAUGAGCAUACGGGGACCACCAACAACUUUCAUAUUCAGACCAGGUCAGAUGUGGCUAUUUUAUAUAAUGACCGUUCUGUUCUGGAAAAUCAUCAUGUGAGUGCAGUGUAUAGGCUUAUGCAAGAAGAUGAAAUGAAUAUUUUGGCAAAUUUAUCCAAAGAUGAUUGGAGGGAUCUUCGAAAUCUGGUUAUUGAGAUGGUUUUAUCUACUGAUAUGUCAGGUCAUUUCCAGCAAAUUAAAACUAUUAGGAGCACUUUGCAGCAGCCAGAGGGGAUAGACAAAGCGAAAGCCAUGUCCUUGAUUCUCCAUGCCGCAGACAUUAGCCAUCCAGCAAAAACCUGGGAACUACAUCAUCGAUGGACCAUGGCUUUGAUGGAAGAAUUUUUUCGACAGGGAGACAAAGAAGCUGAACUAGGCCUUCCUUUUUCUCCACUUUGUGAUCGCAAGUCAACUCUGGUGGCCCAGUCACAAAUAGGUUUCAUUGAUUUCAUAGUAGAGCCAACGUUUUCUCUUCUGAUGGACUCAACAGAGAAAAUUGUUACUCCUCUUAUAGAGGAAGCCAUAAAAACUGAAAAUUCUCCCUUUGCUUCAAACAGCUCACCUAACAUUGGAUCUGUAAAUGUUGGGGAUGCUUUAAAAAGACUGACUAUUAAAAGCAACAUAUCUGAUAAGUCUAAUUCCUCAGACUAUUCUCUUGCAACAGUGGACCUGAAGGGCUUUAAGAAUAACUUGGUGGACAUCAUUCAACAGAACAAAGAAAGGUGGAAAGAGUUAGCAGCACAAGAAUUAUUACAGCGUGAAAAAGAACUUCAGAAAAGAAGAUCAUUUUUAAGAAGACAUGAGCAUGAUGCAGAAAAGAAUGCAAAUUUGACCUGCAAGUUUAGCAAUAUGGAAGGAAUCAGUGCUUCACCAAAUAUGUCGUGUGCUUCUGUGUCUGUGCCUAGAGAAGCUGACGUUAGAUGCUUUGUUUAUAAGCCAGCCUCCUUAGAUCCUACUCAGUCAGGAGAAAAUAUGGAUACUUCUGAGAAUAAGGAAAUUUUGAGCAUUCAUCAAGGGCAAAUAUUCGUUGAUCCAGACUUAAAGGUCCUGCCAAGAGAGGCAGGAAUAGCUGGUGAAAAUUCUCAGACAAUUAAUGUCCAGCCUUUGUCAAGACCAUCAUCUCCUGGAUCUACUGUUAAACAAAUUUCUCAUAGGCCUUCUGGGAAAGAUGUAUUAAAGCACGAAAAGAGACGUCAGAAAAGAAAACCAUUUUUAAGAAGACAAGAUCAUAAUACAGGGAAGAAAACAAAUUUGACUUCCAAGUGUAGCAAUAUGAGAGGAGGAAUCAGUGCUCCAGACAUAACUUUUUCUUCUGUGUCUGUGCCUAGAGAAGAUGACAUUAAAUGUUUUAUUUAUAGGUCGGCUUCCUUAGAUUCUGCUCACCCAGAAGAAUCUAAAAAUACAGAUACUUCAGAGAUUAAGGAAAUUUUCAGCAUUCAUCAAGGGCAAAUAUGUGUUGAUCCAGAUUUAAAGAUCCUGUCAUGCGAGGCAGGAACAGCUGGUGAAAAUUCUCAGGAAAUUAAUGCCCAGCCUUUGUCAAGACCAUCAUCUCCUGGAUCCACCCUUAAACAAAUUUCUCCUAAACCUUCGGAAGAUGUAUUAAAGAAUGAAAAGGAACUUCAGAAAAAAUCAUUUGUAAGAAGACAAGAUCAAACUGCAAGGAAGAGUACAAAUUUGACCUCCAAGUUUAGCAAUAUGAGAAGAAUCACUGCUCAGUCAAACACAUCUAUUUCAUCUUUGUUUCAGCAUAGGGGAGCUGACAUGAGAUGUUUUUUUUAUAAAUCAGCUUCCUUAGAUUCUGCUCAUCCAGGAGAAACUAAAAAUACGGACACUACAAAGUAUAAGGAAAUUAUGAGCAUUCAUCAAGGGCAAAUAUUUGUUGACCCAGACGUAAAGGUCCUGUCACGUGGGGCCAGAACAGCUGGUGAAAAUUCUCAGGAAAUUAAUAAGAAGUCUUUCUCAAGAGCAUCAACUCCUGGAUCCACACUUAAACAAAUUUCUUCUAGGCCUUCCAGUAGAGAGUCCAUUCGGAAGUCAAGCACUAAGUCUAAUGUAGACCAAAAAAAAGUCACUCGGUCAAGGAAAAAAACACAGCCUGGGAUGCCACUGAAUUCUAACAUCUCAAAAGGAUCCUUAUUUCUGAGUAACCGACUAUCUAAGCGAGGAUCUCUAUUCAUGGCUCUCUCAUAUCUUUUGGCAAUGGGUUUAUACAAUCUAGGCAAUUAAAAGGAAAACAGAAAGCAAGUAGAAAAGAAACAGAAACCUGCACAAAAUUAAAAUUUCAUCAAAUAAAAAACCAUUAAACUCAAA
Messenger RNA from Sarcophilus harrisii (Tasmanian devil), 3579 nucleotides. RefSeq names its product phosphodiesterase 1A (gene PDE1A). The transcript has 19 exons. The coding region runs from base 499 to 3495 and encodes 998 amino acids. Gene Ontology annotation, biological process: signal transduction. The record is from RefSeq and is a predicted model, not a curated record. Lineage: Eukaryota; Metazoa; Chordata; Mammalia; Dasyuromorphia; Dasyuridae. Gene Ontology annotation, molecular function: 3',5'-cyclic-nucleotide phosphodiesterase activity.